AAUCUGUCCAGCUGCUCAUAGCGUCCGCAAUAGAAGUCGCAACCGUUUGCAGGAUGAGCUGGUAUGUGGACGAGGAUGGGGCUCGUACUUGGAUCAACCGCGACUCCACAGUUUUCACCGUCGUCGUGUCGGACAAGCAACUGCCCUUGGAGCAGCUGACGUAUCUGGCCGUCUCUUCCAAGAAAGCUGUGUACCAAGAGGCCAUCUGCGAAGAUGACCAAGCGGCUGGGACUCGGUCAAAGCGGAGCAAGGACAAGCAAGCAGGCAAACAGCGCGGCUUCAUCAUUCGCGCUGAAGUGGAAGAGAGUCCGUUGACGCGGGUGGUUCCAUGGUUCAAGGACGCCGCAAAAAAGCUGAUGGACUGCGCUGUAGUCAGCCGUGUAGAUGCUGAUGAAGCCGCAAACCUGAAGAAGGCAAAAAAGAAAGACAAAGCCAAUGACGUCUCUGUGCCCAAUUUGGGCGCCAAUGAGUGUAGAAUAGAGACCACCUCCAGGAUCCACCAUUUCGCGCACGGUCCAGGCUAUCGUGUUGAGGUGUCCGAAGGCGUGGUCGCGCAGCGUUUGAAUAUGUUCACUGGCAGAAAAGAGAUUCCUCUCAAGGAUUGGCUAUCGUUGCUGCUGAAUGCCCUCGAGAGUACAGGAACGCACGUGAUGAUCCUCAAGCGUUCUGGAAAUGAGGUAGUGGGUGGUGCUGUGAAUGGCCAGAAAGAGGAUGGAGAGAAAAAGAUCCAGCUCAGAAAAGACAAGGCUCAGCAGGCCGAAAAUGAGUGGCUUCAAUCUCUGCUGGCGGGACACGAGGAAGCAGACCACGACAAAGUGCCGGAGCUCCCCGAGGUCGCCGAGGUCCCAGUGGAGCAGCCGGAGCAGCCGGAGCCGGUGAAGUCUGCCCAGGUGCAGCCAGCUGAUGCGUCUCGUUGGGAUGCCCUAGCGCCAAGGAGACGAGAUCAGCCCGCGCAACGAACGCAGGCCAAGGAAGUGUGGCAGCCGGAGCUUGCUAGGUCACAAGCUCCCUGGUCCCGCCAAGACUACGCACCGGAGUGGCAGGAAUAUCCUGGCACCAACGGUGGGUGGGAGACGUGGGAGUGGGAGCCAGAGGCACCCAAAGCGCCUUCAAGACGCUGGGGCAAGGCCAAAUGUGCUGCCUGUCUGCGCGGUGCCAAUUUGAAACUCUUCUGGGAUGAGACCGAAGGCAGCCGCUUCUGCCGUACCUGCUGGUUUAAUUGGUAUGGCGAGGAACCGCCAGCCUCAUGUGCAAUCAGAUGAGAUGAACAGCAGCGCUGCGUUUCAUGCCCGUUUCAGUUCGUAGCUGAAUUUGCAGGAAGAUCCCGAGAGUAGUUGAACUUUUUCGGGAUGAAGCCAGGACCAUAUGGUUGAAUGAUGAACCAAGUGGUCAAACUGUUUGAUUUUGUCCGAUCAACAUUUUCACACGGAUGCCAAUUAUGGUAUCCCGACAUGUACAGGCAUUCUUAGAGACAGGUGAAAAGCAGGCGCAGUUGGCACCGCCAACAGUUGUAGCUGCUAGCCUUCUGCAGUUCGACUGUGAUUCUUGAUGAGGGCCUUGUGUUUCUUCCGAUGAACUUCAGAG
Messenger RNA from Cladocopium goreaui, 1584 nucleotides. Lineage: Eukaryota; Dinophyceae; Suessiales; Symbiodiniaceae. The record is from the annotation of a GenBank genome assembly.